CAGUAUACUACAAAGGAGAGAAUGCUCCAUUCUCCAACUACUGAUUCGAGAAAGUGGGGGGAAGCAAGAGAAAGCAGGAAGAAGAUGGGGAAAGGUUGUGGGGUGGUUGGCUAUCCCCAAAGAUGGAUCUUGUCAGAGGACAAUGGGGAAACUCUUACCUGAAACCAUCACCUUCUGUAUCUUCAGAGAAGAUGGGGCGGCUCCCUUUGGGGGUUGUUUCUCCCUAUGUAAAAACCAGCUCUGGUGGAAGUAUCGACCCCAUGAAAUUCUAUUGCACCAGCUAUGGCACAGCUUAUGGUCGGGAAGGAUUUCGUCCUCGGAUUGGUUUCCACUCUGGAGCUGGUUACAAAGCCAAUUACCGUCCUGUUGUCCAAUACAAAACAAGCCUGGACAAAUUAGAUAAUCCAGCUGUGGGGACUCUCCUUCAAGACAACUAUGAAUCAACAACUACCAAGCACUUCCAGCCUUUCCAGCUCCCAGAUGGGAAGUAUCCUCUGCCUUGGAAUGUACACCAGUCGGGGAGCGGGUAUGUCCGGGAAAAACCCCUUACAUUCCCCACCACCAAAGCUGUCAAGCAAGUCCAUUUUGAUACAGCGGACCAAGGAUCAGGUGCUAUACCAGGGCUGGACCCCAGACAUACUCCUGAUCUUCACAAAUUACAGGGAAAAGGCUCUAGUGAUGUGGAAAACGCCAGACAUGGACCUCGCUACAUGUCUACAGAGUAUGGCUCCAAGUUUCGCUUCAAUAUCCCAGGACAACCAGAUUUCCUGCAAAAGAAAACAAUUGGAGCCAGAGAAGAAACAGGAUUCACUGAGGGUGGCCUCGCCAACCCCAUCUUGGACAAAGCAACAGCUCAGGCCAGCAUUCCGGGGGUCAGCAUUACAAAGACAGAUUAUCUGCCAUCCACUUUUCCCCAUGGUGACGAGUUUCUCCCAGUCCUUUCCAAAGGCUCUGAAAGGGGGUCUGGAUUCAGUCGGCAGAAUAAUCUUGGACCUGGUACUGAAGAAAUUCCACGCAGUACAGCGGUGCAAGCCCCCCUGAGCCACUCUCAGUACCAAGGACUUCAGCGGCAACCUCAGACAAAGACCAGCCUUCUAGGACGGGAAUAUGUGGGUAACAAGGAGCUAACAGGAUUCAGCCACAAUAACCUCAGUUAUGUGACACCAGCAUAUGAUCCAAAUCAUGCUAACAGGUUCCUGACUAGCUACAAUUCCAAGUUUUAUGAAAACAUACCAAAGGGCGUGGACAGAGAAGGCUGGACACGGGGAGGGAUCCAGCCUCAGCAGGCAGGGGGUUUCGCUACCAACAACCAUGCCACUGAUUUAGGCACUGAUCCCAAUGCCACAGAGACCUUGAGGACUGUUCACCCCCAUGUUGGCAGGACCAUCACAACCGUUGAUCCGUUUUAUCGUGAUUCUCCCCACGACCGCCGCUUCACAGCUCUCCAUCAGACAACUGUACCCAAUUAACCUCUGCUUUGAAUUAAAGUACAGCACCUUUGAACUUCAGGUCCAUAUCCUACCGACUAAAAAAGGAACACCAGUGAUAAUGCUGUCAUAUCACAUCUAGCACAUUUAAACUCAACGUUUUUUUGUUUUUUUUUGUUUUCAAGAAAUUAAAAUAUACCUUACUGAAA
Molecule: messenger RNA, 1636 nt
Organism: Anolis carolinensis (green anole)
Lineage: Eukaryota; Metazoa; Chordata; Lepidosauria; Squamata; Anolidae
Gene: saxo4
Product: stabilizer of axonemal microtubules 4
Exons: 14
Coding region: 123-1469 (448 amino acids)
Molecular function (GO): phosphatase binding
Source: RefSeq, a predicted model, not a curated record